CCGAAGCUUUCUCUCAGAUACAAACGCAAAGCCAAGAGAGGAGAGAGAGAGAUGGAGCAGUCUAGAGAGAGAAAGAAGAGCCCUAUUUCUCUCUCCUCCUUCUUCCACCAUGAUUUCAAUUUCAUAGCAUAACAAAAAUCAUCGACCCCACAAAUUUGGUAAAUUCUUCGUUCAACAAUGCCAGCAUCUCCUUCCUUCCCAUCUGGAUCUCGCGGAAAAUGGAAGAAGAAGAAGAGGGACACGCAAAUUGGCCGUAGAAACAACUAUGGGAAUAAUAAUAACAACGGAAGCAACAAGCAUGAUGAUGAUGAUGAAGAUGAAGAUCUUGCCACUGUUGAAAAUGAGGAAAUGGAACGCGAUAACGACGAUUCGGAGGACCCUCAGCCGACGCCCAAUUCGAGUCUUCAGGAGACUGAGCUCUUGUCGGAUGAUAAAAUGCGAGUCUCCGAGUUUCCUCAGGUGGUCAAGCGGGCUGUCACUCGGCCUCACUCUUCUGUGUUGGCUGUUGUGGCAAUGGAGAGGGAAAGUCAAAGUAAGGUGCUGUCUGGGAAUCCCUUGAUUUUGGAGAAUGUGUCUUACGGGCAGCUGCAGGCGCUGUCUGCUAUGCCUGCGGAUAGUCCGGCUUUGCUGGAUCAAGAGAGGGUGGAGGCUGGGAAUGCGGCGUAUGUGAUAACUCCACCAUCGAUUAUGGAAGGUUGUGGCGUGGUCAAGAGGUUUGGGAGUAGAGUUCAUGUUGUUCCUAUGCACUCAGAUUGGUUUUCACCUGCCACAGUGCAUCGACUCGAGAGACAAGUUGUUCCACAUUUCUUCUCUGGGAAAUUGCCUGACCGCACUCCUGAGAAGUAUAUGGAAAUCCGAAACUUUGUUGUUGCCAAAUACAUGGAGAAUCCUGAGAAAAGGGUCACAGUUUCAGACUGCCAAGGAUUGGUUAAUGGUGUCAGUAAUGACGAUUUAACUCGAAUUGUUCGAUUUCUUGAUCAUUGGGGUAUUAUUAACUAUUGUGCCCCAACACCUAGUUGUGAACCAUGGAAUAGAAGUUCAUACUUGAGAGAAGAUAUGAACGGUGAGAUUCAUGUGCCAUCAGCUGCUUUGAAGCCUAUUGAUAGCUUAAUCAAAUUUGACAAACCAAAAUGUAGGCUCAAGGCAGCCGAUAUCUAUUCGGCACGUUCAUGCCAUGAUGACAAUGAUGAUUUAUGUGAUUUGGAUAACAGAAUUCGGGAGCGUCUAGCUGAAAGUCAUUGUAGCUCGUGUUCUCGAACAGUUCCCAUUGUAUGCUACCAAUCACAGAAGGAGGUAGAUGUUUUACUUUGCACCGACUGCUUCCAUGAAGGAAAAUAUGUUGCUGGUCACUCGAGCAUCGAUUUUCUGAGGGUGGACAUGACGAAAGAUUAUGGUGAACUAGAUAGCGAAAAUUGGACCGAUCAAGAAACUCUGUUGCUUUUAGAAGCGAUAGAAUUGUAUAAUGAGAAUUGGAAUGAAAUAACAGAACAUGUUGGGUCCAAGUCUAAAGCUCAAUGCAUUAUACAUUUUCUCCGUCUAUCAGUUGAAGAUGGUAUUCUAGAAAAUGUUGAUGUGCCUGGUGUUCCUCUCUCAUCCAAUUCUUCACAUGGAAAAGAUAACGAGAAGUCACAUUCAAAUAUGAAUGGAAAUGUAGCAGGAUCUUCCUCUCAAGACAAUAAAGAGAUGCAUGAUAGACUCCCAUUUGCUAAUUCUGGGAACCCAGUCAUGGCGUUGGUUGCUUUUCUUGCAUCUGCUAUUGGACCAAGAGUUGCUGCAUCAUGUGCUCAUGCAUCCUUAGCUGCAUUAUCUGAGGACAGUGCAGCUUCUUCUGGGAGCAUAUUUCAAGUGGAAGGUUCUGUGAAUCCUAGUAGGACGAAUGUGGAGGUCACACAUGGCAGAGACGGUGGCUCCUAUGGAAAGCUUCCAAAUUCAGUCAAGCUAAAAGAUGAGAAUAAGGCAGAGACAGAGGUAACACUAUUAUCUGCUGAAAGAGUUAAAGUUGCAGCAAAAGUAGGUCUUGCUGCCGCUGCAACAAAGGCUAAAUUGUUCGCAGACCACGAAGAACGAGAAAUCCAACGGCUGUCUGCUAAUAUUAUAAAUCAUCAGUUAAAAAGACUUGAGUUGAAGCUGAAGCAGUUUGCAGAAGUAGAAACCUUCUUGAUGAAGGAAUGCGAACAAGUCGAGAGGACAGGGCAGAGAUUUGUUGCAGAACGAGCUCGAAUGUUAGGUGUCCAAUUUGGAGCUGCUGGAGUCAGCUCACCUGCGAGUUUACCGGGGGUUAUUCCUCCCGUGGUAAACAACAAUAGGGUGAGCUCACCUGCGAGUAGGCCGAAUGUGAUCUCGCCUCCACCAUCCCAGCCGAGUGUUUCGGGGUAUGGCAACAACCAACCACUUCAUCCCCACAUGUCGUAUGUGCCCAGGCAGUCGAUGUUUGGCUUGGGGCAAAGGCUACCUUUGUCAGCAAUUCAGCAGCAGCAGCAGCAGCUGGCCUCGACGACUUCAUCUAAUGCUAUGUUCAAUGGCCCAAGCAAUGCACAGGCUUCUCUCAGUCACCCAAUGAUGAGGCCAGUUACUGGAUCCAGCUCUGGAUUAGGCUGAACUUGGAAGAAGGUACGUGAAUUCCUUUUAAGGUCGACGAUGCGUGCAGGUAAAAGAAAAACGAUAAUAUUCCAUGAGAAAGAGUUGUUCAUUCGUCUUAACUUUUUCUUUCUUUGGGAGAAACAAGGGAGAUUAACCUGAGGCAAUAGUAGUAGGGAUUGUAAUUGCAUUCAAUUAGAUGUAAAAAAAGGGGAACAAAAAGGAAGAGGAGAAAGUUAGUUGUUGUAGUGAAAAAACCCAUUUAUGAAAGUGCUUCCAUUCUUCCCUUUCUUUUACCCCCUGAAAGUGCUAGAUUUCAGGUAGAGAGGGAUGGCUAGAAAACUUAGUAAUGGUAGAAUUGGCUUCUCUUUCAGGAUCUUUUUCCUACCUUCUCCACUUUUUACUUCUCUUCAUCAUCCAUCUUUAAUUUUCACCUCACCCCAUUUCGUCCCUUUAAAAAGUGUGGUCGUUUUAUUGAGUUGAUUUGCCUACAGGUCUUGUCUUUACUCCUAUAUUAGGAGUUACUUCAGAUUUUUCGUAUUACGAGGAUCCUUGAUAUGUUGACAUAUCUUGUUUUUACUCCUAUAUUAGGAGUUACUUCACAUUUUACGUAGCUUCCUUCCUUCAGUCUUGUAUAUUUGAUAUGUUGACACGUUUUGUCUUUACUAUUGUAUUGGGAGUUGCUUCACAUUGUACAUAGCUCCCUUCCUUGAGUCUGAGAAUCUUCGAUAUAUUGACACGCCUUGUCUUUACUCCUAUAUUAGGAGUUACUUCA
This is a messenger RNA of Cucurbita pepo subsp. pepo (vegetable marrow), 3352 nucleotides long. Its product is annotated as SWI/SNF complex subunit SWI3C. Lineage: Eukaryota; Viridiplantae; Streptophyta; Magnoliopsida; Cucurbitales; Cucurbitaceae. The record is from RefSeq and is a predicted model, not a curated record. Gene Ontology annotation, molecular function: protein binding.